UGGACAAUCACUCAAACUCCUACUGACCUGAAUCAGUCACCGGAGAGACUUGAGUCGAUAUGGGCGGUACCAAUGGCAAACAGUGGGUUCUCCUGGCAGCGGGUUCUAAAGGCUGGGAGAACUACAGACACCAGGCCAAUGUGUGUCACGCUUAUCAGGUUGCACACCGGAAUGGGAUUCCAGAUGAACAGAUUGUGGUGAUGAUGUACGAUGAUAUCGCUACUAAUAAGGAAAAUCCCUUUCCUGGAAAUAUCAUCAACGUACCAAAUGGCCCAAAUGUUUACCCUGGAGUUCUAAAGGACUACACUGGAGCGGAUGUAUCAGCUGAAAACUUUCUGGCUGUACUGCAUGGAGAUUCAUCUGCUGUCAAGAAAAAAGGGCCAAAAAAAGUAAUACAAAGUGGUGAAAAUGAUUCUAUCUUCAUCUACUUAACAGACCAUGGAGGUUUGGGUGUCUUCAAAUUUCCUCAUUCCACACUUUAUGCACAUGACCUCAUUGGCACAGUGAAUAGGAUGUCAAAGAAUGGCAAAUUUUCAAAGAUGGUCAUCUAUUUGGAAGCAUGUCAUUCUGGAUCAAUGCUGAACAAGCUGCCAAACAACAGCAACGUGUAUGCAGUUGCUUCGUGCAAGCCUGAGGAAUCGACUUAUGCCUGGUUCUUUGACAAGAAAAGAAAUGCCUUUCUUUCUGAUGUCUUCACCUAUUACUGGCUACACCAUACUGAGACAGUAAAACUUAAUGUGACUUCCCUUGGAGAUCAGUUUUCCUACCUGAAGAAAAACGUCAGUGAGGCUAUGAGAAAGAAAGGAAAGACUGAGACACCAUGUAACUAUGGGGAGAUGGCUAUGCUCAAAUUAAUGCUGAGUGAAUUUCUUGGACAAUCCCCUGACUCUGUGAGGGAGGCCAAUGUGUCUCAGCCACUGAACAUCCAGGAGUUGGAUGUGGUAGACAGCACAGAAGUUCCUCUGAUAAUCCAAGAAAACAGGUUUAAAAAUGAACGGGACCUGAGAAGAAAAGAGGCCCACAGAAAACAACUUGUUGAGCUUAUAAGAAAGAGGAAGACACUGGAUGAAGCUCUGCAGACGAUUGCUGAGCGCACAAGAACCUCAGGAGUUCUGAGUGAUAAACGUGAGGUGACUCGCACGUACGAAGUCAAAGUCGUGGCUGAGCAUUUCAGGACAACUCUCUUUAACUGGGAAGACGAGCCGUUUGUUGUCACUCAGUCACACCUGCAGGUUUUAGUGAAUCUGUGUGAGUGUGGUUUGCAUGUUGAAAGCAUCAAGGCAGCCAUUAACGAUGUGAGCCGUGACAUACGUUUCUGAAGACAAUCCACACAUUCCUCUUUACAAUCAUUUAAUUUUAAUCCUUUUUUCAGUACUUCGAGGAUGUCUUUUAGAUGGCUUUUGGUGGAAUUCUUAUGAAAAUGU
Neoarius graeffei (lesser salmon catfish) is the source of this 1424-nucleotide messenger RNA. RefSeq names its product legumain-like. The record is from RefSeq and is a predicted model, not a curated record. The transcript is spliced from 14 exons. NCBI's taxonomy places the organism in Eukaryota, Metazoa, Chordata, Actinopteri, Siluriformes, Ariidae. Gene Ontology annotation, molecular function: cysteine-type endopeptidase activity. The coding region runs from base 60 to 1319 and encodes 419 amino acids. Gene Ontology annotation, biological process: vacuolar protein processing.